Molecule: messenger RNA, 2819 nt
Organism: Heterocephalus glaber (naked mole-rat)
Lineage: Eukaryota; Metazoa; Chordata; Mammalia; Rodentia; Bathyergidae
Gene: Aspa
Product: aspartoacylase
Cellular component (GO): cytosol
Molecular function (GO): hydrolase activity, acting on ester bonds; hydrolase activity, acting on carbon-nitrogen (but not peptide) bonds, in linear amides
Source: RefSeq, a predicted model, not a curated record
GUUUUAAAAAGACCUCACUCAAGGGAACUCUGUACUUUGCACUUUGGUUAAAUUCUCACUUAGAUUUAAAUUCCUAAACCUUUCUUAGGAAAUUAAGCUUCUUUUGAUCUUCUCUCUUCUGAAUUGCAGAAAUCAGAUAAAACUCCCUGGUAAAAUGACUGAAAAACCUAUUAAAAAGAUUGCUAUCUUUGGAGGAACGCACGGGAAUGAGCUAACAGGAGUAUUUCUAGUUAAGCACUGGCUACAGGAUGGCGCUGAAAUUCAGAGAACAGGACUGGAAGUAAAACCAUUUAUUAGCAAUCCAAGAGCAGUGAAGAAGUGUCUGAGAUAUAUCGACUGUGACCUGAAUCGUGUUUUUGACCUUGAAAAUCUUGGCAAAAAGAUGUCAGAGGAUUUGCCAUACGAAGUGAGAAGGGCUCAAGAAAUAAAUCAUUUAUUUGGUCAAAAAAAUAGUGAAGAUUCCUAUGACAUUAUUUUUGACCUUCAUAAUACUACUUCUAAUAUGGGGUGCACUCUUAUUCUUGAAGAUUCCAAGAAUGACUUUUUAAUUCAGAUGUUUCAUUAUAUUAAGACUUCUUUGGCCCCAUUGCCCUGCUAUGUUUACCUUAUUGAACAUCCUUCCCUCAAAUAUGCAACCACUCGUUCUAUUGCCAAGUAUCCUGUGGGUAUAGAAGUUGGCCCCCAGCCUCAAGGUGUUUUGAGAGCUGAUAUUUUGGAUCAAAUGAGAAAAAUGAUUAAACAUGCUCUUGAUUUUAUACAUCAGUUCAAUCAAGGAAAAGAAUUUCCUCCCUGUGCUAUUGAGGCCUAUAAAAUAAUGGAGAAAGUUGAUUUUCCCAGGAAUGAAAAUGGAGAAAUUGCUGCUAUUAUCCAUCCUAACCUUCAGGGUCUCACACCUGGAGUCCUCACACUUCUGCAGACAGUGGCAUGCUGGAGCCAGCUCAUGCCAGUUCACAAGAGCUGAUUGUUGAAUUUUAAUGAGUUUUGUGCAUUAAUAAUUAAUAUAUAAUAAAUUAUUACAUUAUCAUUAAUAAAGGCAACACAGCCAUUAUUAAGAACUAAAUCAAACUUUCAGUUAGAAGAUGAAUAAGUUCUAGGGAUCUAAUGUAAAACAUGAUGACUGUAGUUAACAAUAUCAAAUUGCAUACUUGAAAUGUGUGGAGAGAUCUUAAAUGUUCUUACCACACAUGCACAAAAAUGAAAACUAUGCAAUGUGAUGGGUGUGUUAACCAACUUGAAAUUGGUGAUCAUUUUACAAUAUAUACCCAGUCCUCAUACUGUACACCUAAAGUUUAUACAUUCUUAUUUAUCAAUUGUACAUCAAUAAAGCAGAGGAAAAAAGAAAUUAUUUGUAUAAUUUAUAAUUAUUUGUAUAAUGACACAUAUAUCCACAUGUGCAUGCACACAGACACAUAGUGUCUCAUACACACAGUGACAGAGAACAACUUGUUAAGAACAUGUUUAAAAGUUUAAUCAUAGAAACAAUUAAGUAAAUUAUAUUUCAAACAAAGAUAAUAAAUGUUCAAAACUGAUCACUUCCUAGUUCAUAUACUGUAUUUUUCAACUACCUAUGCUUUGAGUUUUCUUACAUCAACUGUAGCCGUAUGAUGGAAAAGCUGUAAUGAUGCAUAACUGCACAUCUCUUCCUAAAUUGAUGUCCAGUGGUAGCUGGAAAUUGCCUGUGGGGGGAAUAUUUGUAGCAUUUCAUGAAAAUUGGUAAAUGCUACAAAUCAAAGAUUGACUCACUGUUUUGCUGAUGUCUACAUCUAGAUUUAAGACAGUGAUAAAAGAAAUGUUAAGGCAGAUUAAAUUUUUAAAUAUGUCCUUCUAAUCACCUGGCAUGGUGGCACAUGCCUGUAAUCCCAGCAGGCUAAGGCAGGAGGAUUGCCAUGAGUUCAAGGCCAGCCCAGGCUACAUAGGGAGUUUGAGGCUAGCCUGAACUACAUAGCGAGAUCUUGUCUCAAAAAAACAAAAAAAUAAAUAAAAUAAAAUAAAGUAUGUCCUUCUAUACCAUUACAUUAUGAAUAACACACAAAUAUUAACAAGAUAUCCUUCUAGUAUUUGCAAACAAUUAUCCAAUUCAGCAAAGAAAUUGCUCACAUCAUUGACAAACAAGUAAAGUUUCAACAUAAAUCUUCACUGUUUCACUUUCAUCUUACUGCUUAUAAAAUAUGAACCAACAUUCACUCCAGAAGAGAACAACAUUAAUUUGUCAAAUUCAACCAUAAGGCUGGCAACGAAUGUAAAAAUUCUAUAAAAGCAACAAAUUAUUCUGUGAGAUUCAACCGGUUACAUGGAAUUUACAAUAAAGUGUAUUGCAUAUUUUAUUAUUUGCAAAUUGUAUGUUACACAUCCUUUGUAUGCUAAAAUUUGUAAUUUUAUAAUUUCUAAUAAAUGCAUGUUUGUAUAUCUAUAUGCAAUGUACUGGUCUGUGUGUUAUCUGUAUACACACACAUAUAUACAUGUAUGCAUGCACGCACACACACACACACACACACACACAUAUAUAUAUAUACAUAAUAUAUAUUAUGUAUACACUCCCAUACACACAGUGACAGCAAACAACUGUUAAAUAGUUUCCAGCACACCACUGCCCAGGGAUGAGAACUUUUUUUUACAAAAGUGUGUCCUUCCUCAAUGCCCAACAAACCUGAGCAUUUUAAGGUCUGGACAUGUAAAUUCUGACCAAAGGCAAAAGGAGACUGUGGCAUUCAGAAGAAAGAGCAGUGAGCUGCCCCUUGUUAAGCCCCUAUUCUCUGGACCUCAAUUUCCCAUCUGAAAAAACGAACACCCUCUGCGCCCUACCCCACCCCCAUCCACAG